AUGAACCUGGAGAUAAGUGCUUCCAUUGAGGAUCAGAAUAAUAGGAGAGAGUGGCAUAUUGACACUGAGGAUAACUUGGAGCCGACUCAUCAUGGGUAUUGUAUUUUCAGGGUUCCUCAAUGUAUUCUAGAAGUAAAGGAAGGAGCUUACACUCCUAAAUUGAUUUCAAUAGGCCCUUUUCAUCAUGGUAAAGAAGAAUUAGCUGAAAUUGAGAAGCAACAACCAAGAUAUGUGGAAAGUUUCCUUAAACGUAUAACUAUGAUCAAGAUGGAGGAAAUUUCAGCCUUCGUAAAGAACAAGGAACAAUGUAUUCGUAAUUUUUAUGCUGAGACGUUCAUGGUUCCAAGGGAUGAGUUUGUAAAGAUGAUUCUAGAUGAUGCAACUUUCAUCGUUGAGCUCCUUUGGAGGUAUCACAAAGGUGAUACAAGUGAUCUUUUGCGAAAUAUACCUGCUGUGCAUAAUGCUUUAAAAUUCGAUUUGCAGCUACUUGAAAAUCAACUUCCAUACUUUGUCCUCAAGAAAGUGUAUAAGUUAGCUUUUGUUGGCCUUGGCAUUGCUGACAAUCCUUCCUUCAUGGAUCUUUCUUAUAAGUUCUUAAGGGGCUACUUGUUCAAGAGCUUGCCCAGCUCGCCUAUGGAAGUUAAAAAUUUCGCCGAUUUGAGAAGAAGCGUUCUACUAAUCAAGGAAGGUUGUUUUUCUAAUAGUCGGAGUGACUCGAGAGUGAAUUCAAAUGUAAAUAUUGGAAGUUUACUUUGUGCAAUGAAGUUACGUGAGUCAAGGGUGAAUUUUAUGGGAAUUGAAAGAUAA
This is a messenger RNA of Pistacia vera, 807 nucleotides long. Its product is annotated as UPF0481 protein At3g47200-like. The record is from RefSeq and is a predicted model, not a curated record. The transcript has a single exon. NCBI's taxonomy places the organism in Eukaryota, Viridiplantae, Streptophyta, Magnoliopsida, Sapindales, Anacardiaceae. The coding region runs from base 1 to 807 and encodes 268 amino acids.